AUGUCCCCCAUCUUUGACCACGUAUCCCUUCCGGCACUCAAACAGUUCGAAAUAUUAGUGAAAAAGGGUCAUGAUAUGGUAUGGUUCGGACCCACAGAAUACCUCCGUCUGCACGACCUCUUCCGUCGGUCACAGUGCAGUCUAACGGUUCUCGCCCUUUCUACGCCCAUCUCCAUCGAAUCGCUCCUUAUUCCAUUGCUCGCACAAUCCCCCACUCUCCACAAGCUUGAAAUAUUCGUGAGGAAUGACAUAGCGAAGGACGUCUUCAAAGCUUUGUCUCGUGAGCGAGGAAUGGUCCCCAAUUUAAAGGAAAUAUGUAUCGCAGAGGCUCCGAAAACCCUCGCGGAAAGUUGCCUUUUGGAAAAAGCAGAUCAAUUAUAUGCAAUGAUCCUUUCAAGGUCUGAUGGAGAUGGCAGAGGUCCGUUAAAAAAACUGAGGGUAUCAUUCGACUCGUCCCGGAACAAGCAUGAAUGGAUGACUAUUCCUGUGUCGCCUGAUUCACGGUUCCGGAAUUUGCUUAGAAUGAAGGUGAAUGCGUUGAACGUAGAGGUUUUGCUGGACGGGAAAUAUUGUAUCAUUGACGGGAGGGCUCGUGUUUCCUUCUUUGGAUCUUAA
This is a messenger RNA of Desarmillaria tabescens, 615 nucleotides long. RefSeq lists its product as uncharacterized. Lineage: Eukaryota; Fungi; Basidiomycota; Agaricomycetes; Agaricales; Physalacriaceae. The coding region runs from base 1 to 615 and encodes 204 amino acids. The record is from RefSeq and is a predicted model, not a curated record. The transcript has a single exon.